AUGGCAUCCAACGUCACCAUCAAGGCCAUCGACUCGAGUGCAGUCCACCAGAUCCAAGCUGGUCAGGUUAUUGUCGAUUUGUGCUCUGUAGCCAAAGAGCUCGUGGAGAACAGUGUGGAUGCCGGGGCAACCACCAUCGAGGUACGGUUCAAAAACCAAGGUCUUGACUCCAUCGAGGUCCAAGACAAUGGAGCCGGAAUUGCACCACACAACUACCAAUCAGUCGCCCUAAAGCAUUACACGUCCAAGCUCUCAACAUAUGAUGAUCUCUCCACACUUCAGACGUUUGGCUUCCGUGGGGAGGCAUUGUCCUCCCUCUGCGCACUAUCCAAAUUCUCUGUUAUAACUUGCACCAAGGAGCAGGUCCCUCGCGCAGCGAAACUCGAGUUCGAGAUGUCUGGGAAGCUUAAGAGCACCAGCGUUGUUUCGGGCCAGCGUGGUACUUCUGUAAUUGUAGAGGACCUCUUCCGCAACCUCCCAGUACGCCGUCGUGAGCUGGAGAGAAACAUCAAGAGGGAAUGGGGCAAGGUUAUCAGCCUGCUCAACCAAUAUGCCUGCAUCCAAACGGGCGUCAAGUUCACCGUUUCCCAGCAGCCCACCAAAGGGAAGAGGAUGGUUCUGUUCUCAACCAAGGGUAAUCCCACAACACGCGAGAAUAUCAUCAAUGUGUUUGGCGUCAAGACGAUGAAUGCUUUGAUCACAAUGGAUCUCAAGCUGCAGCUCACACCUACCGCCGGUCCUCUCGUGAAGGGUAAAGCUAGAGCUGACGGGAGCAAUACCGAGGUUAGGGUGCUCGGGCAUGUCUCCCGGCCGACACCUGGUGAAGGCCGACAAACGCCAGAUCGUCAAAUGUUCUACGUCAAUGGGCGGCCUUGCGGUCUACCCCAGUUUGUCAAGGUUUUCAACGAGGUGUAUCGCUCCUACAAUGCUUCACAGUUGCCUUUCAUCUUUGCAGACAUUCAACUCGACACUCAUCUUUACGAUGUCAAUGUCAGUCCAGACAAGCGCACCAUCUUGCUCCACGACCAAGGUCAAAUGCUUGACAAUCUGCGGGAGUCCUUGAUUGAACUCUUCGAGACGCAGGAUGUCACCAUUCCGACAUCCCAAGCCCGAGGGCUGAGGCAGACGCCGUUUAAGAAACCGACGCUUGUUCGCUCACAGACACCGGUCUCUGUUGCUUCUGUAAGCAACAGGAGGACAGCCACACUGUCACAUCAAUCGUCCGAAUCAGACUCAUCGAUUACACAGAGACGAGCGUCGGUCGAUGAUCAGGAUGAAGAGGAAGAGGAAACUUCUGAGAUGGUCGAGAACCCAGAGAAAGACGAGACAGAGGUCGCAAUGGAAGAUGCAGAAGACGAGCCACCACAGUCUUCAAUUCCGGCGAUUCCGCCACCGUCGCAACCUGCAGCUCCACGAUCUAGUCCCAUCGCUCCAGCUCGGUAUAAACGGUCAACUCAAGAAGUGGCUACGAUCACCAUAGGCGACUCCACCGUGACGAGCGUGAUCAGGAGUCCCCUGAAACGAUCAAGAAUUGAGGAGCCUUCCAGGCCUUCCCAAAAGCUUGGCGCUGCUAAGGCCGGGAAGAAGACCGCACCUGUGCCAUCCUUUGGCGGACGUCUCACUCAAAUGUUUUCUGCUGCGGCGAGUAGUAAGGGAGGCUCGACAGAAGAUCUCGAGAUUACUACAGAAGAGGUGGACAUUGAGGAUGAGGAAAUUGAGGUGGAUGAGGAAGCUUCGGACGCCGCUGGAUCGGCAGAGGGCCAGGACGAUGACAUCGAAGAGUCCUUGUUUGUGUCUCAAGGAGAGGAUAAUGAUGUGGACAUGGAAGAACCUGAGAUGCCUCGUUCCUCUCACGAAGAAGGGGAGGAGGAGGAGGAGGAGCUCCGGGCUGACAAUGAAGGGAAUGAGGAGAUGCCUUCAGAAGCAGACAGCCCAAGAGCCUCUGUCGAGCAAGACGAAUGCUGUGACCAUGACUCAGCCGACGACGAGUACAUCGACGAGGAAGAAAAGAAGGCACAAGAAGAAAAGAAGGUACAAGCCCUUAUCGACGCCGCCCAGGCCACCGCUGCCGAAGCAUCAGAAGAAAGCGAAAAGCGCUCCCAGAUGCUCCUCAAAGGCCGUCCAAAGCGGAAAGACAUGACCCUCAACCUCAUCCACAGGGUCAGAACCAACGAAAUGGAGAUUAGCCAGCAAAUCAUCUCCCUUUCAAACCACCUCCCACCCCGGAAAAGCAAACCACCUCCCUCCCAAGACGACGACGGCUUAGACGCAGCCAACCCCGAAGAGAAACUCUCCCUAAAAAUCACCAAAACUGACUUUGCCAAAAUGAAAAUCAUCGGCCAAUUCAACCUAGGCUUCAUCCUCGCCGUCCGGGAGGGUUCCUCCUCCCCCUCAGACGACGACGACGAGCUCUUCAUAAUCGACCAACACGCCUCGGACGAGAAAUACAACUUUGAGCGCCUCCAAUCCACCACCACGGUCCAAUCCCAGCGUCUUGUCCAGCCCAAACCCUUGACUCUGACCGCCCUAGAAGAGGAGAUAAUCCUCGAGAACCUCGUCUCUCUCGAGCGCAACGGGUUUGUGGUAUCAGUCGACACGUCUGGGGACUCCCCGGUGGGAUCGAGGUGUCAACUCGUCACUCUACCUUUGUCGAGGGAGACAACGUUUGAUUUGACGGAUUUGGAGGAGUUGAUCUUUUUGCUGGGGGAUAACCCGAGCAGUUCGGCUACGACGAUCCCGAGACCGUCAAAGGUGAGGAAGAUGUUUGCCAUGAGGGCUUGCAGGAGUAGUAUCAUGAUUGGGAGGGCGUUGUCGGGGAGGCAGAUGGAGAGGGUGGUGAGGAAUAUGGGGGGGAUGGAGAAGCCGUGGAAUUGUCCGCAUGGGAGGCCGACGAUGAGGCAUUUGUGUGGGUUGGGGGGAGCAUUUGAGGGGAGGACGUGGCAGGAGGGGGGGAAGGUGGAUUGGAGGGUGUUUUUGAGGGGGGGGAAGGGGAAACAGAGGGCUGGGUGA
Molecule: messenger RNA, 3009 nt
Organism: Podospora anserina S mat+
Lineage: Eukaryota; Fungi; Ascomycota; Sordariomycetes; Sordariales; Podosporaceae
Exons: 2
Coding region: 1-3009 (1002 amino acids)
Biological process (GO): mismatch repair
Cellular component (GO): MutLalpha complex
Molecular function (GO): ATP hydrolysis activity; mismatched DNA binding; ATP-dependent DNA damage sensor activity
Source: RefSeq, a predicted model, not a curated record